Micropterus dolomieu (smallmouth bass) is the source of this 3158-nucleotide messenger RNA. Its product is annotated as rho GTPase-activating protein 39-like. Bases 1 to 2673 code for a protein of 890 amino acids. The record is from RefSeq and is a predicted model, not a curated record. Lineage: Eukaryota; Metazoa; Chordata; Actinopteri; Centrarchiformes; Centrarchidae. The transcript has 11 exons. Gene Ontology annotation, molecular function: GTPase activator activity. Gene Ontology annotation, biological process: signal transduction. Gene Ontology annotation, cellular component: cytoskeleton; cytoplasm.
AUGUCCGAGGAGGUUCCUUCAGUUCCUACUAAUGAUGAGUUGGUAGUCGUGUUGAUGCUGUUUGAGGAACGUGACGAUGAAGAGAAGGUGACUUCUCCCUUCAGGUGGAACACUGGUACGAAGGAGCGAAUGCUGAUCAAGGUGACAGACAGAGAGCCCAGCUUCCUGGCCCACCAGGGAAAUGGCUACUCCCCCUGCGACCCACCCACCCCUGGUGCUCCUUCUGGAGGGGGCACCACCUCACGUACCCGCCGUUCCUCUGGAGGAAACCCGCCUUCAGAACCCGACGGCUCCCCCGUUCUCUAUGCCGACCGCCGUCAGUCUCCCUUCCUGAAGCGGGCAGAGCUGGGUGGAACCUGCACCCACCGCCGCUCCUCGGCUGACUCCCAGCCUCCCUCGCCGCGCUAUGCCUAUGAACCCCCACUGUAUGAGGAGCCGCCAUCAGAGUACCAGCCCCCCCCCAUCUACGAGGAGCCUCCCACUGACAUGCACCUGUCUGACUCCACCUCAUUCUACAGCAAGUCACCCGCUCGCAAGUCUUCAGCCCCCAUCUAUCAUUCCCCCAAGCAGGGCCAGUCGCCCUACGGCCAGCUGGUUCUGACCAGGCAGAAGUGUCCUGAAAAGACCCAGAGUCUGGAGUACAGUCCUGUGGGGAAGGAGUAUGUCAAGCAGCUGGUAUAUGUGGAGCAGUCGUCUUCCAGCCCUCGCUUCAAGACCGCCGACCGUCUGCUGCGUUACGGCACUACAGGGGGCUACGGCGGCUCAUAUGGGGGGUCUUAUACUCUGCAGCACAGCCAGUCUCUGAUCAGGGACCCCCGCCUACUGCUGGACUACAGUGGGGAGGGUGGAGAGGGAGGCCAGAGGUUGCUUUAUGAAGACUCCAUAUCCUGGACGUCCAGCCAGACACACUCCCUUUCAUCAUCCUCUGCAGGCGGUCCUGGGGCUUUCUCCCCCGGAGGUAAUCGCAAACGCAAGAGCCGCAAGCCAUCCCUCCCCCAGGAGCUGGCACGCUGCGGGGGGUUAGAGGGGGAGCUGACAGGCACAGCAUCCGAGGCAAUGCUAGCCCAGGCCAGGCUGGCAUGGGAGGCGCAGCAGGUGAUGAAACAGCGGAGCAGUUGGGACUCGGGACAGGGGGGAGGGGCGACCCAGGGCGGCGGCUCCAAAGACGGCUAUGAGAGCGACGGGGCGGUGCCUCUGCCGUUGCCUGGACCAGUCGUGAGGGCGUACAGUGAGGAUGAGGCACUGGCGCAGAGCGACGGCCACCACUGGAAACGCAGCACCUUCGAUCGGCUGGGCUUCCCCCAGGCCCUGCUGGAGAAAAGCCUCUCUGUCCAGACCAACCUGGCCUCCCCUGAGCCGUACCUUCACCCCUCACAGUCGGAGGACCUCGGAGCUUGUGCCCAGUUUGAGGCCAGUCGAAAUGCCAGGAAUAUGAUGCCGAGCGCCAGCUGUGGAAUUUUCCCAGAGUUCACCCUGAGAAAGCCCUCUUCAGAGACCGACAUUGAGAACUGGGCGUCCAAACACUUCAACAAACACACACAGGGUCUGUUUAGAAGAAAAGUUUCCAUUGCCAACAUGCUGGCCUGGAGUAGUGAGCCCAUCAAGAAGCCCAUGAUUGUGACCUCAGACCGCUCCGUGAAGAGGGAAGCAGUGGACAUCUUUAAACUCAUCCAGACCUACAUGGGAGACCGUCGCUCCAAGGCUGAUCCCCUCUCUGUGGCACUGGAGGUGGUGGUGCGUGGGUGGAGUAACCAGGGUCUUCGUGAUGAGCUCUAUAUCCAGCUGUGUCGUCAGACCACAGAGAACUUCCGCUACGACAGCCUGGAGAGAGGCUGGGAGCUCAUGGCCAUCUGUCUUGGCUUCUUCCCCCCCACACCCCGCUUUCACACCUAUCUGGAAGGCUACAUCUACCGACACAUGGACCCGCUCAACGACACCAAGGGAGUGGCCAUUAGCAGCUACGCUAAAUACUGCUACAGGAAACUGACAAAAGCUGCUCUGACUGGAGCCAAGAAGGGCCUGCAGAAGCCUUGUAUAGAGGAGAUCAAGCACGCCAGGAACGCCAUCUUCAGUCCCUCCAUGUUCGGCUCUUCCCUGGAAGAGGUGAUGGUGCUCCAGAAAGAGCGAUAUCCAGACAGCCAGCUGCCCUGGGUGCAGACUCGCCUUUCUGAAGAGGUUCUGGGUCUCAAUGGAGACCAGACAGAGGGCAUCUUCAGGGUACCAGGGGACAUAGAUGAAGUCAAUGCCCUCAAGCUGCAAGUGGAUCAAUGGAAAAUCCCCACAGGACUGGAAGAUCCGCACAUCCCGGCGUCUCUGCUGAAGCUCUGGUACAGGGAGCUGGAGGAGCCACUGAUCCCUCAUGAGUUUUAUGAGGAGUGUAUCAAUCACUAUGACAACCCAGAGGCAGCUGUCAACGUGGUGUUGGGCCUGCCACACAUCAACAAACUGGUGCUCUGCUACCUCAUACGCUUCCUACAGGUAUUUGCCCAGCCUACCAAUGUGGCCAUCACCAAGAUGGAUGUGAACAACCUGGCCAUGGUCAUGGCUCCCAACUGUCUGCGCUGCCAGUCUGACGACCCCAGGGUGAUCUUUGAGAACACCCGCAAGGAGAUGUCCUUCAUCCGGGUGCUCAUCCAGCGGCUGGACACCAGCUUCAUGGAUGGAAUCCUAUAGCCCCCCCCCCACCACCACACACACACACACACACACACACACACACACACACACACACACACACACACACACACACACACACACACACACACACACACACACACACACACACACACACACACACACACACACACACACACACCAUCCAUACAUUACCCCAGCCCUUAUGCACUCUUUACCCCCUCUGUAACAGGCCCCCACACACUCCCCCAGCACAGGAACAUACACUCUGCUGUAGCUGGGUGAAUACUUUGCCUCUCCAACAUGUUUGCUUUUCUCGAACUAACAAACUGCCUUGUUUUGAGUUUGUCCACGGUACAUUUUGAGUUGAACCAGCAUUUUUUUAUAUUUCUGUAGUUGUAACCCUUCAACUGACAUUUACAUAAGAAAAAACACCCUUGGUAUUGGAGUUCCAAGGUUUUCAUAUAACAGUGCUGUGUGUGCCUUCACAUACAUUAAAUCAGUACACAUACAGAAUGAAGGAA